UCUCAAUGCCAGGCAUAUAAAACAUUCAACAGACCCACGCAGAACACGAACAGAGAGCGCAAAUUCUCCAGUGCAAGAGAAACAAAAAUUGUAAUUUUUUAAACAAAAUUGUUUCUUAACUGACCGGUUUAUGAUAUUGAAGUAGAUUUCAUGCAUUCAGCUGCAGGCAGUAUAUUGAAGAGGAACCACUUGUUAGCUUUUAAUUUGUCAAUGGGGAGUGCGGAGAAGAGCUGUGAUAUUUAAAGUUAUUGGAAGAUGAUUGCGAUUUUUACUCUCCAAUACCAGCUGCACAAAGACCCAGAGAGCACUUAAUGUUCAUAACUCUGAGAGGAUAUACUCUGCUUGGCCUUUUUUCAGCAUUGUUUUUGAUCUGAUUUCGAUAUUGAUUAGCAAGUGACCUUGAAUCCAGUGAUUAUAAAUAUACUAUAAAUAAACAUGGAUUAAUAAGUUGCAUGUUUUGCUGCAUGGUCACCUUGAAACCCAUGAUAUCCUGCAAGGAAAUGUACUCUAAUAAGUUGCAUUCUGAGCACGUGCUUCGAAUUCGUUUAAUACUUGAGUGACAUCAUGUGCAACCUGUAAUUAUUGUUUCGAUUGCAUUUGUGAAUAAUGCAUUGAAUGGCUUAUAUAACUAGAAUGGUGACUCUCUGUCAUUUCUAUAGUGGAAUGCAUUGAAAGCAACUUGUGUAUAUUCUGCAUCACCAAGGAGGUACACUUCUUAUUGGGCAAUUUUCCUACGAGAGGACGGAAGUAAAUUCUCAUCUAGUACAGCAGCGCAUAAUUGAACAAUUUUAGUGUUUACAAACUAACAGUUACAUAACCCCUGAAAACUGCCGGUAUAAACAGUAGGAAUUUAAUUACUCAGCGAGAACUGGAUGCUAUAUUUUUCUCUUUGGAAUGAAUGAAAUGAAAGGUAUUGAAAUUUUGUAAAGGAGCAUACUGUCACGGAAAGCCGAUGAUUACCAGUUGUCAUCGUGAAAUUGAUUUGUGACAAAUUUUUCAAGUGGAGAGGAUAUCUUGCAUUGUUCUUCAUACGAAGUAGGACAUGUUGUAUUUACCACAAGGUGCAAAGGACCUAUUAGAUUAAAUAGACUACACGAAGAGGUAGAAAUUUAUCAGCGAUUGUCAAUUGUUGAAUAAGGAGCUGUACUCCGGCUGUACAAAUUUGAUAAUUCUAGAUCAGAUGAUCUUGGCCCAUGUGCUGGGUAAACAUGCCCUAUUUUCAUUGUCUAGUUUGGUCCUGUCCAUAAACUUUUAAACACCAGAUUUAAUUAGUUGGGCAUUAAAGCAUUAACUUGUCCUUCCUAUAAUCAGUUAAUUGUAGAUUGGUCUGAAUAUAACUGUGUGUAAUCUGCUGUUUAAAUGUGCUGCUCUGGUAGAUGAACUGGAAAACGUAUACUCAACAGUGUUGAACGUGGUGAUUUAAAACUAGAAAGUUUGACAUUUUGUGCUGUAAAUAUUGAGAGAAUGCAUCUUCAAAAAGAAUUGAUCUGAAAUGUAGGUCAAGACAGCCCUUUAUUUAAGUGCAGUACUACAUACUACGAGAUCAAAGAGAUAUAUGGGCCAGCAGAGCAGUAGUGAGUGCUGUUAUAACAACACUGUCAUCAGGGAAUCCUGAGGAUAUUUUCGCCCUCACAUUUUCAGGAGUAUAUUCCCGUUGUAAAUUGAAUACAAUUUAUUUCCUUGAGGAAUCGGACAGGUACACUUGCAGAUACAGGAUGUAUAUUACAUACGUGUGAUAUCAGUUUGGGGGGUGUGAUAUCAGUUUUUGGGGUGUGAUAUCAGUUUGGGGGGGAUCAAUAGAUGUUUGUAGUCAUUCACGGAUUACAAACAUGAAGAAAUUUUUUGGGAUUGAUAACAAAACCCGACCGGGACGUCGAAUGUCCCUGCAGGUUAUUCCAGACAACCACGAAGUCAUCCAGUUUAAGGAUGAUGAACUGGAUGAUAAUGCCGUGAUGAAGAUGAUUCACAAACAGAGGCGGAGGAGGGGUUCCAUCCCUGGACCGCCCCCGAAUGCCGCUCAAAAGGUAGGUACCCAAUACCAUCUUAUGCUCUCACAGACCCCCGGGAACAUCCCCUAAUCUUACUCACAAUUCGGGUAUCCACAUGCAACACCAUCUCUUAGGAUGCUCCCUUAACCCAGCUCACAAUGUGGGUACCCAGCAUCAUCUAUUGAUGCUUUUACAGAUCCCAGGGGACCACCCCCUAAUCCAUACUCACAAGGUCAGUUACCUCAUCUCUAUGCUCUCAGACCCCCUGGGACUGUCCCCUAAUUCAGAUCUCAAUGUAGGUACCCAGCAAUCAUCUCUGCUCUCACAGAACCACCACCCCCACCCCACGGGACCGUCUCCUAAUUAAUCCUAAGUACUCACAAUGUAGGAACCCGUGAGCAUCCAUCCAGCAAUGUUAAGGCUACCCAAACUAUGUUUUGUUAUUAAAAAUGAUGAUAUCGAUUCAUUUCUGUGUAUUUUUUCCGUUCAAUGCAUGGUACGAAAGUUUUAUUUUCCAUUCGGUUCAUCUUUUUAUAUCGAGAUUGAUAAUCAAGUAAUAGUUAGUAUAAAAUCAGGAUUGGGAACAAACACAUGUAAAUCAAAAUGGCCGACUCGUACAAUAAUGCGUAUGUGCAGUUGAAAGACCAAUACUCUUCAAGAUUGUAAAAUGUUAUCUGGGUAUCUAUUAGUUAUAUCUGUAUCUGAGCGUGUGUUCUCCACCGCAGGAGACAUAGUGAAAGCUGUCUCCAGAAAUAGAAAAUGUUGACAUUCUUGAUCAUAUUCUUAGAGUCCAAUGUCGUUAUUCCAGAUGAUUUUUUCUUGAAAUUUGUUCUUAAAAUGUCAAUGGGUUAAAAAAAGAAUCGAUUCACAUAUUAUUCCAUUCAGUCUAGUCAAUUUGUUUUCAAUAUCUUCUAUAAGUCAAUCAUAUUAAUUUCCAUUUAUGAUUACAAAAAAUUAUUAUUAAUUUUACUGAGUUUAUGUUGUAAUUUAGUUGGAAUAAAAUAUGUGAAAUAAAAAUUUAGAAAACCACAUCCCCACAUCAUCUGUUCCGCUUACCAUGUUAAUUGAAAAUCUAUCGUAUCGAAAAUACUCGGUAACUGAAUUGAGCCUAAAUUCUACAAUAAUCAUAUUGUAACGGAAACGUAUCGUUUCACCCCUAAUUGAUAGCACUUCUGAAUGUCCUGUUCUACUGAGAUCGUGUCAAUGACCCGACUUACUAAAGAAGAGUAAGACAUAUUUCAUUGGGUCCUUGUGGCGUUGAUGAUUUGUUGAUUUCAAAGUCGCUAAAGUAUUGAUACUGCAUGCAUGAUUACAUGUUACAAGUACACAUUAAAUAGUUUCUGUAAUUCUAGAUCUGUAAAUCAGUUGAACUUUUCCAUUUGAUACUCAAUGGAAAGCAAAUAUAUGAAACUAAUAUAUUCAGUGUUGGUCAAACUAUGCCUUAUUUCAAGGAAUUUAGUGCAUGUAUAAUUGCUUCUGCAUUAGAAAUUAAUUACCGGUAAGAUAUUUGCUGAAACCAUGCACUUGAUUUAAGGUCUCAGAAUGAUGCUGAUUAACACGUUACCAGUACACAAAUAGUGCUUCCUUGGCCUCCAAUAAUACAAAUGUUAAAUGGCUUGAACAACUUGAGAAUUUCGUUUCCUCGAUGUUUGGAUAAUCACUUUAACAUGAUGCUUACUCUUCUCCAGGAAUUCGGGUUCUGACUUUUAUAUUCUCCAAACUUUUCUUCUCUCUCUCUCUCUCUCUCUCUCUCUCUCUCUCUCUCUCUCUCUCUAUAUAUAUAUAUAUGCAUGCACUAUAGCUUCCUGGGACUUCAAUAGAAGAUGAAUGCAUGGUUGUGAAGUUGUAUAGAAACUAGAAACACCAGGCUAUUCGAUAUGAUUAUAUAGUCCCAUUAAAGACAUACAGUUUUCUCCUUCAGUGUAAUGGUGAUAGUGAAGAGUUAUUGAUGCUGUGACCUCUGUAAGGAAAAACAAUCACCGUUUCAUUCUUCUUGUGUAUGCUCUCUGGUAUGAAAAUAAGCCAGCAUUCUAAGAUGUAACUAAAACUCACACUUCUGCUUUAAUUUACCAAAUUGCACCUUGGAGUUUCAGGAUCUGAGGGAUGGUACAGCUCAGUCUGAUUUACUAUAAGAUCUGCCUCCCAUUUUAUAGAUUGCUUUGUAUUUUAAUUAAAUAUGUCUAAAUUGUCAGACAAUAUCUUGACCAUACAAAUAAAUCUGAUUGCAUGGUGGCAAACCUUCAUAUGACCAUACAAAUAAAUCUGAUUCCAUGGUGGCAAACCUUCAUAUGACCAUACAAAUAAAUCUGAUUGGUGGCAUUAACCUUUAUAUGACCAUACAAAUAAAUGUUAUUGGUGUCAUUCAAACCUUCAUAUAACCAUACAAAUAAAUCUGAUUGCAUGGUGGCAAACCUUCAUAUGAUCAUACAAAUAAAUCUGAUUGCAUAGUGGCAAACCUUCACAUGACCAUACAAAUAAAUCUGAUUGCAUGGUGGCAAAACUUUUAAAGUGGAAGCCAUCUUUCUCUCAGUAGCUACAUAAUUUGUGAUCAGCUGUUUUAGACAUUCAACCAUUAAGUCAAGGACACAUGAUUUGCUACUUGGGACAAAACACCCGUCCCAUAACUCCUAUAUAUCUUAUUGAUAUCCCUGCACACUCAGAAUAAGCACCAGAAGAAGUAAAUCUUGCAGUUUGCAAUCAAAUGUCAAGACACUCAAAUUUGAAAUCAAAGUCCAAAAUUGUAAUGCAAAAGAAAAUCAUUUUGUGUGGUACAUAGAAAUUUAGGUCUUGUACACUGCAUGUACAUAGAGUUUCAGGUUUUGUACAUUACAAUUAGAAAUCUAAGUAUUGUACACUGUACAUAGAAAUUUAAGUAUUGUAUACUGUACAUAAAAAUUUAGGUAUUGCACACUAUACAUAGAAAUUUAGGUAUGGUACACUGUACAUAGAAAUUUCGGUAUUAAUUGCAUUAGAUAGUGUGAGAGUGCAUGGUUACUAUAAUAUCAAUUUCUGAAUUUUCCUCAAAAGUGGUCCAUUCUUAGAAGCUUUCCAAAUUCAUAGCUUUUAUACUAUUAAAUUAAUUUAAUGAUUAUUAAUUUACACUUCUCUGCCCCAUUCGCUUUUUGGUAACUAUGCCUAUCAUCUAAAUUUAUCAACCAAUCAAAUGUUGUCUUUUAUUAGUAUCAUUUGUUACUAUUUCGAUCUAUCUAGGACACCCCCCCUAUAGGGACAAUUGAUUGCACCCUCUAGGGGAACCCCCCUUUGUACCAAUCAUACUUAUUAAUUAUCUUAUUUCAAAUCAUAACAAUUUAAUCAUCCAAUCAACGUUCAUAAAUUUUCCUACUUCGACAUUUCAAAUUCUAGUUAAGCAUCACUUUAGAAAAUUUCACGAAGGGCAGAGGCCACGCAACCUUUAGCAGCAAGGCCACGCAGUCUAGGCCGUUUUUAUACCAUAAAUUUUCCAAACAUUAGGAAUUAUUGCAAUGUGUUUAUAAUACUAAUUUUUUUUAUUUUUUUUUUUUUUAUUAUAUAUUAGUUAUUAUAUAACUUAAACCGUAGAAGUAGAUUAGGUUAACCAUGAUUUCGCUUUAUGUUUUGCUCUAUGUACAUUAUUUUGUCUUACGCUUUGACUUUGUUAUGUAUAUAAAUCAUGGUUAUUUGCCCAAACUGGUUGUUUUACUUUAACCUAGACAGUGGAGAGAUAAAGGAAAUUAAUUAAAAUUUAAAAAGAAUAUCCCACAGUGUUGUAGUUUUCAUCAAUUUAAGAAAUAUGAGGCUGUUGAUUGAUUCAUUGUAAAAGAUUGUGAGGUUUACAUAGUUGAUUGAUUCACAGUAUAAGAUUGUGAGGUUAAUUUACACGGUUGAUUGAUUCACCUAUAAGAUUGUGAGGUUUACACAGUUGUUGUGUGUUGCCCAAAAUUUGGUGAAAGAAGUAGGUACAAUUUCUACAGUCAUCUGGCCCAAAAUAUUGAUUUCACUUGGAGCUCAAAUCCUGCCAUUCAAUUAAGGAAUAGUUUAGCAAACCCAAAAUUCACUCAGUUUGAUCAGCAAAAUGAUUUGUGUCAUAUGACGAGAGCUUGAAGUUGGCAUAAAAAUGCCAUUUUCAAUGAAAAUAUCCACAAAUUCAGGUGGUUUUCCUUUUAGAAAACAUACAGCGCAUGCGUCGAGCAAAUUCAUAUUGAAGCAUGUUUUUCAUCUCAAAAUAAUACACAAUAUAUAUCAUUUUCAUUUUGCUCGACAAAUGCGCACAUCUUUUCCUGAGCAAUAAUUUGUAUGACAUUUGACAGUUUUCAGGCUUAUUUUGAGAAAAAGGCGGGAAAUGUCUUAUUCAUGAUGUCAUAAUGCUAUCCAUUUAGGACUAUCAUUCUGAUUUUGUUGACAUAGUAUACCUGGCAUUUAUUUUACUUUCUUAAAACACUGAUUAAGGUUAAUUCCAGACACAUUUUACAGAGAGAAAUUGUUUGGGCCUUUUUAUGUAUACAAUUGUACCUUGUUCUUUGGCUGAGUUAUAAUUAGCUAUCUAUCUAAAUAAAAAUUGGACCUUUUUAUGAUAUCAAUUGGAAGUUAACUGCCAAAUGAAUUCAUGCACCGUAACUAAUGUUUGUACAACUAUAAUAGGUCUUAGUUCAGGACUAUAGCACAUAUGAUUGCUGAAAAUGAUGACAAUUCAACAUUGGAAUUUGAUUUGCCAAUCACUGUGUGUGUGGGCUAUUGAUAGAACUGAAGUGGAACAUUUUUUGUCUGAUCUCUUCAUUUGGAGGUCUCUGAUUGGCUUCUUGACUUUGUGUUGUAGAUGCACUGGCUGAAUCAUUUAAGAACAGAAUUUGUUUAAGUAUGAUUGAUUUGUAAGACACAAAUGCAUGCAUGCUAAUAGGAUUUACUGGGGUCAAAGUUACCACACAAAAAGACUGAUUUAAUGAUACUUAAUGUAAGGAGGAGAAAUAAUGAUAAAAAAACAGGAGACCAACAUCUUGAGCUAAAUCAACUGGAGACCAACUGACCUUCUGCGGGAGACCAACUGACCUUGAGAUUUUAUUUUAUUUUAUUUUUAUCAAUUUUAAACAAUAUUUUAUUCACUGAUAACUUGUGAAUUGGAUUGGGCAGCAGGCAUAGCCUAUUUCAGCCCUCUUCCUAUGAACUGGAGACCCGGCACUAUGAGGUAAAUUAACUGGAAACCCGACACGUUGAGGUAAAUUAACUGCAAACUGACUGACCUUGAGGUAAAUUAACUGCAGACUGACUGACCUUGAGGUAAAUUAACUGGAGACCGACUGACCUUGAGGUAAAUUAACCGGAGACCCGACAUCUUGAGGUAAAUUAACUGGAGACCUGACAAAUUGAGGUAAUUUAAAUGCAGACCGACUGACCUUGAGGUAAAUUAUCUGGAGACCUGCCCAGCACCUUGAGGUAAAUUAACUGUAGACCCGGCACCUUGAGGUAAAUUAAUCGGACCCGACAAAUUGAGGUGAAUUAACUGGAGACCCGACAAAUUGAGGUAAAUUAACUGGAGACUGACUGACCUUGAGGUAAAUUAACUGGAGACUGACUGACCUUGAGGUAAAUUGACUGCAGACCGACUGACCUUGAGGUAAAUUAAAUGGAUGACUGACUGAGUUGAAACCUGUUAUAUUCAGUAGAGUUCGUAAAACAAGUACAGUUAAACCUCGUUUCUCAAACUCAAUCAGGGGCCGAGAAAAAUCUUUGAGCUAUCCCAUGGUAACAGGGUUCGAGAUAUUGAAUUCUAUAAAUACACAAAGAAAAUGUAGUUGGGACUCACUUCGACAUAUCCAUGGUAUUUGAGAUAUUGAUGUUCGAGUUACCAAAAUUCAAUGGUAUAAAACUUAAAUAUUCAAUUCAUACGUACACCUGAAUGCUCGGGAAGAGAGCACAGAUAAGUACCUCAUUAGUUAAUGUAGUGAUGCUCGGUUGUACAAGGGAAGUAAUUCAGACUAUAAAGAGAUACAGAAAAGUUCAAAAGUCCUCAGAUUUGGUAUGACUCCAGGAAAUCUGACAUUGGUUUGGAAACCUUUCAAAGAUGUGAUUUUUUCAAUUCUAUUUCAUGUACAAGUGUUUGUAAGAAAGAGAUGAUGGACCACCAUCAGAGCAACUCUAUCAAUAAGUGAUUAAAAUAGUGAGGGAAUCAUAUAGAGAAAUUGGUUGUAUAGAUGCCUUAUUCACUCCAGUGUAUGGGAAGAUUAAUGAUAGUGUGAAAUUCAGAUAUAGAAUAAUUGCACAUCAGAAAGAAGACAAAAAUACAUAUUAUUUAAUAAUUGUUUCUCUGAGAUUUCAUAGUAAUAAUGUACAGACUUAGUGAAGCAAAAAAUAGAAUAAAUUAAUAAAAGGAGAGACUUUAUUGUUACUGUGGCACAUAUGUGUAAUAAGCAAUAAUUCUUUCAAUAUGCCAUUUUUUUGUUAAGAUGAUCCAUGAAAUGAAAUAAUAUAUUUCAUCAAAAUGUUUUGCCAUCAUCAUAUUGUAUACUUAAACUGCAAUCUGGCCAUGAAUGUAAAUAAAUAUCCACAAAACUGUGCAUUUAAUGAAGACCACAAAAAUUGAUGCCCUUGAAUAUUAAGAAAACCACAGUAAUUAACAAGAGAGAGAGAGAGAGGAGAAAACUGCCUCUGAGAUUUGAAGGUCAAUAAAAAGCUGCAUGAGGUUUUAGAAAAGAUUGGUCAAAAUGAUGGCAUGACUAUUGAACAGACUAGCAUGGUCAGAGGUCCCUAUAAAAUCGAUUGAACACUGUCAGUUUAUGAAGAUGAAUUAAUGGAUGUAGAACCUUGUAUGAUGGUUCUCCUCAGCAAUAUUAGAUAACGAAGGUAAUAUGUCGCUUAUGAAGACCAAAAAUGUCAGCAAUGUAUUGUAUUCCCAAGUAAAAUCCAUUCUUCUAUAAAUUUCGAGAGCUCUGACGAUAUUGUUAUAACCCUGAAUUAAUUUGUGUGAUUAUAAUUAUACAGAUUGAUAAAUCUUAAGGAAAGUAUUGAUGUCAUUCAUACUAAAAUUUACAUUCAAAAUUUGUAUUUUUAGAAUAUUCUUUUGGGGUGCAACUUGAAAAGUGCAUAUUUAAUUGUUUACAGUUUGAUUAGAAAUGUAAUGCAUCUUUUAAGGUCAAUGUGUCAAAAUUUGGUGACUAUAUUGCUGCGAGUUAGACCUGCUUUGACCUCAUUUCUUUAUAAUGAGUUUAUCAUAGCUCCUAUUCCGGGUUCUUCAGAUGUUCUAAGAAUAGAGAGCUCCCUAAAGGCAGCUGUCUGCAUUCACUUUGAGAGCAGGAUUUGAGAAUUGAAAUCUGUAUGAAAUAUUGAAUCGGAACAGGAGAGACUUCCCAAUUCAACUGAAUCGGUCUUGGAUGCAAUAAUGUUGUCAUGGUAAUGAAUUCUGAAGAAUUUGAUUAUUGUAAACAAAAAUGUAAAUCCUGUAACCUGUGCCACGAGCCUGUCAUAUUAUGCAUGACUGAAAUAAUUGUGCAUUAAAAGUCACCCAAUCCACUCCAUUGUAUACACUGACAGUUCCAUUGCAUUCUUCAUGCAGCAUUGAACAAAAAGCCCAGGAAGACAAAGGUGAAUACUCAGCUGUAUUGAAAACUUUGCAAGUAAAAUCAGUUUGUCAGUGUUGGUAAACACUGCUGAAUAGAGUAGCUUAUAUUACUCCUAUAAGCUGUGGUAAAAAGCUUUCUCUUCUUAGGUGUGUGAACAAAAUCAAUGGGAAACCCCUAGUAGCAAAUGAUUGCACAUGCUGAGGAGAGAAAAGAUUUUUUUUUAAAGCCACAUCUUGAAAUCAUUAAUGUUACACAUAUUGAUUAAAUACGGGUUUCUAGUGUGACGUAAGCACAGAAACCAAAGGCACAGAGUCAAGAAGCGUGGCUUUGGAAUGAAUGCAAGAGUUACAAAGCACAAUCUGAGGUACAACACUGAGAGAAGAUAAGGGGCUGAUAAUUAAUGAAUUUAUUGCUUCGGGACAAGAUAAUUCUCUUAGUCUCUGAAACUCUUUAUGUCUGGGAGUAUUCAAUUGAUAUUAUAAGCUUCCUCCAGUCAAAUACAAUAAGUCAUAUGUAGCUAUUUAUCCAUUCAACAAGCCGACUGAUUCAGCCACAUUUAAACAGUUACAGUUUUUUGUGUAUCUGUACAAUUAUAACUUCCGGGUGUUUAAAUGAAUGUUCGUGAUACACACCUGAGACAUAAAAAAGCCAGCAGAGCCACUGUUUUACCAGUCAAUGCAUGUUUUCUGGCUCAGAGAAUCCUCCCAGUGUUGGAGCCGAACCAAGUCUAGAAGUGUUUACUGUCGUGAUUUGACAAGAUAACUGAUAUGCUGAGAUAUUUUGUGUAUGCACCAUUUGAUAAAAAUAACUAUUAUUUGUUGACUUCAUGAAUCAAUUAAGGUGUGCUAGCUGCUUUAUGACUUUGUAUUAAUGUCCCAAUGAUGUUCACUUGAGUACCUGAUUUUGUGUGUGGAUGUGUUCACUAUAUACCCAAGGGCAGUAUGAGUGAUUGACUUUCAAACAAUUUGCUGAAACAAAUUCUGGAUGUGUAAGAGUACUCACUGAGGAUUUCCUGAAGAUAACGAAAUAUUGGAAAGUAGCAGGAUGCGUGUGAACCAAUUCCAUAAACAAAAUCGUAUUUUUUCUGGGAGGAAAAUGUUGAUGGACAUAAGUUUCUGAGGUGUAGAACUGGGAAGAUUCGGAGAAAUAAUGCAUUAAGUAUAUAUAGGUGAUAGACAGCACUGGAGAUUCACAAUAUAGAAUUAUCCAAUAUUGCAAAUUGAAUUUUGUCCCCAUUGCUAGACCUCAGUGCUGUGACAUACAGCAUUUUACCUCGGUUAGACAACGUAAUAAACAUCCAGGAUGCGAAUUUUCCAAUCAAUGACUCUGUAAUCGUUAGUGGUGCACCCAUGAUCUGUCGUGUUUGCUCUUAACAGGAGGAUUUGUAAUUUAGUGACAGGAAAUUUCAUAAGAGUGGAUUUCUGAGCUUUUAUUCUGUGGCUUUUGUUGGAAUUAUUCUGCUAAGCUAUCACACGGUCACUCGCAAUGAAUUUCCUUAAGCCUCCGGACCAUCGGCCACGCCGUAGGUCACUUCAGGCCAUUCCUGAUGAAAAGGAAGUCCAAGAAUUCUAUGAUGAAGACAAUGCUGAAAUGGCCCUCCUUCAAAUGCUGAAGCAAAACAGCAAAAGAAGGGUCUCCCUUCCUAACCCACAGGAUUUGGGAAAUUUUGCCAUGCCUCUUCUGGAACAAGGUGUAAAUGAUGCCACCAACUGCAAUGAUCUCCCUGAUGGAGAGUACCGUCCCCGGGCAGGGUCUACCGGCUUCAGGGGGCUGUUCAACAAAAAGUCACGCAAACAAUCAGGGGAUGAUACCAUGAAACAGUCACCAUCCACAUCAGCCAAAGUGAAAAGUUUCUUUGCUGAAACAUUCAGACCAAGAUCAAAAUCGGACCUCUCUGGUGUGAAAAAGCCUGGAAAACGACAUAGUGCCAAAAUGGACCAAUCUAUGGAUGAGAGUCAUUUACGAGACUCUAUAUCACCAGGUAAAAUGGAACAGUUUAGUCCCCCUGGUGGGGGCUUACCCCCAGGGAUAGCUAACCACAAAGGACAAGACCACGUGUCCCCAAUGGGUCAGUUGUUAGGGGGACAAUUGGGUGAUAAUAAUAGAAACCGUCAUUCUCCGGCACAGGCUGAAUUCAUGGACAGAUUUAGGACAAGAUCAAAUUCUGACUCUCGGGCAAGACCUCCAAAAUGGAAACUGACCCAACAGAGAAGCAUGAGUCCACCAAAUAGUCCUUUCAUAUCUCCAAAGAAGACAUCCAAUCCCAAUGAACCCAAAUCAGCCCCGCCCAACAUGAAGGGUCCCUCCUUUCUUAACAAUGAUCACACACACGCCAUCAUCUACAAAUCCUCAGACCCUCCUGUACGGUUCAAUUUGGAGGGAGAUCUUCCUGAGAUGUCGAACAUGGAGAUAGAAGAUUUAGAUGAGAACAUUGACCAAGCAUUUGCAAAAUUUAUGAGAGCGCAUAAAUGUUACGACUUAAUUCCAACCAGUGCCAAAUUAGUUAUAUUUGACACCCAGUUAAAUGUGAAGAAAGCCUUCUUUGCAUUAGUGUACAAUGGUGUGCGAGCGGCUCCAUUAUGGGAUAGUGUCAAGCAAGAUUAUGUGGGGAUGUUGACCAUUACAGACUUUAUAAAUAUCCUACAUAAAUACUACAAAUCACCGCUAAUUAAAAUGGAGGAGUUGGAAAAUCACCGCAUCCAGACCUGGAGAGAGGAACUCAAAGAUAAACAGCGGCCGUUCGUGUGCAUCGAGCCCGACGCCAAUCUGUACCAAGCCAUUAAGACGCUCAUUUCCUGUAAGGUGCACAGGCUUCCUGUUGUAGACCGGUCGACUGGCAACGCUCUUUAUGUCCUCACACACAAACGCAUUCUCAGGUUCCUAUAUAUCUAUAUCAAUGAGUUACCAAAGCCAAGCUUUAUGAGACAAACCCUGGAGGAAUUAUCCAUUGGAACUUUCAAGAACUUGGUAAAGGCAACUCCCAAGACUCCUAUCAUCAAAGCCCUAAACUUGUUUGUGGAGCAUCAUAUCUCUGCCUUGCCAAUCUGUGAUGACGAGGGCAAGGUCAUUAAUAUUUACGCCAAGUUUGAUGUCAUUAACUUAGCCGCCGAGAAGACGUACAAUGACCUUGACAUUACUAUGGAACAGGCCCUGCAGCACAAGACACAGGAGAGCUGGUUUGAAGGAGUCGUUACAUGUACAAAAGAUGACACUCUAGAAGUGGUGAUCGAGAAGAUUGUCAAAGCAGAGGUUCAUCGGUUGAUUGUGGUGGAUGAAGGUCAGAAGAUGUACGGAGUGGUGUCCUUGUCAGAUAUUCUGAAUUUCCUCGUGCUGAAGCCAUUUGGUGAUUAUGUCAGCGCUAAGUCCUGAUUAGAACGAGAACCUCAGAAAAGGAAUGGAUUUAUGGAAUGUUACCAGACGAGAGCUGGAUCCAUGCCCUAUAUUUAGAGACCAUCGGACCUUCAAUGAAAUGCUUGAUCCAUGCCUGAAGAAGAUUGAAACAUCACGGUGACAUACCCUUUUGAAGUUUAAACAUCAGAGAAAGUGAUCAGGCGUAGCAUAUUAAUUUUAGGGGGAAUUAUGUGGAUCUGGAGAGUCAAUUUGUAACCAAUUGAAUUUGGCCUUCGUUACUAAGGCUUCUGUGACAGAAGGAUUAACAAUGAUGGAGAGAAUUAUCUGUGAUUUUAUUAGCAGGUGUCAUGGCAACUCUUUGUAUAAAAAUCAUUAAAUAUAUACUCAUUUAAACAUUGCUAUAUUCAUGAAUUGAUAUUGACAACUUAGGAGAAAAGAUGAAAAAAAAAAAAAAAAAGUUUUUCAGACAAUUUUUUUUUCUUUUUAAAUCACGAGUCGCCAUUUGGCUUUUCAAAAAUGUCUGACAUGUCAGAAGUUUAUGGAAGAUUGAAAUAAAGAUAUGUCCCUCUCCUCAAUUAUUUGGUAUGUAAAUCUGUAGUUAAGUGUCUGCAGAUACAUUGGGCAUUGAGGGUUUGUUUCAAGUUUUUCUACCUGAAUCAGUCUACCUCUGUUACUAUAAGAGAAGAUGUUUUAGGAGAAAUAUGUUUGUUUCAUGUUGAAUUUGUUGUAUAGAAGAUAAUUUCUUUUUUGAAAAAAAAAUAAAUGGCAAUGAUGUUUAUUUCUUAGUUUUGUGGGAUAUGUAUUUGUUAUUUAAUUUUGUUCUGGUUCAUUAAUUUUGUUCUGGUUCAUUAAUUUUGUUCAAUUUGUUUCACGGAGAUAGACAUUUCACUAUUUUCAUGAUGAGAGAUGGAUGUGUGAAGAUGUGAAAGUUUUUUCAUUGCUAAUUUUUGUAAUGGAACAAGACUGUCAAACAGAUCUUGUUAAGACAGUUCUGAUUGGAUGAUGCAUUUGUAAACCACUGUUUGAUUAGAUGAGAUGAGCCUGAUGUGAUGUUCACAUGUGACAAGUGCUGUGAUAUAAUUUACUAUAGUAGAACAAGUAGAUGGUUCAUAUAAUGGCUCAAUUGACUGAUAUGACCUGCUGAGUUUGAUAAAAACAUGCUUUUCAUAUUCAAAUUCUACAUAAAAUUCUAUGUGUGCUCUUUUAGAUAAAUUUGAAUUUGAUUUAAUUUAAAAUUUUCAGUACACUGAUUUUGAAUUGCAUUUCAAUGUUAUAUCUAAUUUUGAUUCCAUUGUUCAACUUUUAUCAAAUAAGAUAUGAUCUCAGUAUGUUUUCGGAAUGUGUUUGUGUGUGUGCAUGUGCGUUUCUCCCGACUCUGUACAUAAUUACUUUGGUUGUUCUACACUUCAACAGUCAUAAUGAAAGUGAACUAUUUCUUGUGUUAUAUCAAACAUGAUUGUAGUUUUGUAAUACAAAGUAUUGUGGUGUAAAAACCACUAAUGCAUAGCAGAGUGCUGUUUAUAUUUGGUGGGUGUAAAAUUUGAGGAAUGUAAGGGAUCAUGUUUUGUCAAUAGAUUCUGUAAAUGAAUGAAUACCCACAACAGGGUAUGUAAAAAGGGCGAAAGUUUACUAAAUUUUAUUUUGGCAAUUUGCAACCUGUUGCUGAACUUCGUACCCUACAAGGAAAAAAGAAAAGAAAGAAAACCCCUUUAUUAGAUGAGCAGCUAUGUAAACAAUGGAUACAUUGACAGACUUGGGUAUUCGUGGGGCAGUGAACGUUUGUCUGAUAUGAUGGAUUGGGAUGGAGGGAAUAUUACUGAAAAAGUUCAAAGUAGUAUUGCAUGAAAUGAGUAGGAGGCACAUAUAUAAAACUAUGCAAACCUUUGUAAAUUAAAAAAAUUCACAAAUCACUGUUGUGAAUGAUUGUGAUUAGAAUGAAAAAUGGUGUACUCCAAAAACUGCAGGGUCACAUACAAUGGAAGGUUGUGUGUAAACUGCAGGGUCACAUACAAUAGAAGGUCGUGUGUAAACUGCAGGGUCACAUACAAUGGACGGUCACGUGUGACUACAUGCUAUUGUCUUCAUUCAUUUCUCAAAGUGACCUCUAAUCUAAUUGUCUUUUAAGUUAUGAACGUCAACUGGUUUAACCCCCUCCCUCCCAAAAAAAUUUAAUUCUCAUUAUGUGUUUGUGGAUUGGUGUUGGAAUGACAAUUGUAAAUUUGUCUCUGUACAUGCCAGGAGUGACGAGACUAGAGAAGUGGGGACAGUGUUGUAACGUGUCUGAUAUUUCAUUGUGUGAGAGAAUCGUUCAACCAUUGUGUCAUUUUAUACAUGUAUAAAGUAAUCUGUUUAACUCUCAUCUCAUUUUAUACAUGUAUUAAGAAAUAUGUAUCUUAUGCAAGAAAAUAGAGAGUCACAAACAUAAAGGGGAGGGGGGUUGAUUAUUACUCAAGAAAAAAAUGUGUUGUGCUGAAAGAAAAUGAAAAUAAAAUGUUGAGAAGUUUA
Messenger RNA from Ostrea edulis (European flat oyster), 15373 nucleotides. Its product is annotated as 5'-AMP-activated protein kinase subunit gamma-1-like. The record is from RefSeq and is a predicted model, not a curated record. The transcript has 14 exons. The coding region runs from base 11003 to 12886 and encodes 627 amino acids. NCBI's taxonomy places the organism in Eukaryota, Metazoa, Mollusca, Bivalvia, Ostreida, Ostreidae.